CUUCAGCAGCGUCUCGGAUCAUUUGGCAGUGGCAGUUGUGGCAAUAGUGCAACGCCUAAACUCUGCGCUUGUACUUUCAGCAUGUACAUACAGUGCUUCUACAUCAACCCACUUGAGCAGAGUUGAUCCAGCUGUGCCGAGCCGGACAUCUUCAGGACUGGACACAUCGAGCAUUCCUCAGAACACCUCGGCUAAAACCAGUAGUGCACUACUCAGCUUGUCUGAACCACCCGAUAUUGCGGAUGAUCAAAGCAGUGUGUCAGCAGCAACUAGCGAUAUCCUACCUAGCAUUUGUGAACCACCGAGUUUCGUGGAUGAUGUCAACAGUUUGCUGGCGCCCUUGAAAGUGAUGCCCUUGCAGCGGCCACCUUCAACAGUGGAAACCGCUGCAGUAGCAUACGUCGCCGGUUUCGUCGUGAAAGCGAUAGAAGAACAAAGGAUGUGCAGCGCCUGCCCGAGACUGAAUGAUUCGGAACCAUCAAUAUCACCAUUGAUGGGACUUAUUAACCACCGAACUAGAGGGGGUUUGGUGUUCCCAAAGCCCGAGGUUGUAGCUGUUCUUGUAAAAGUAAAGAAGGCCAUCGACAUCGCAGUGCCACGUAUUGGCACAAACGAUGUGUGCAAGAAGAUCACGGCAAUGAUUUUGCCGCAUCUGGAGAGUUGCCCUCUAUUUAUAUGCGAGGCAAGAGAAGACCAUGCCUCGGUCACAUCGUCAAUAGUGGCAAAGAAAUUCAUAAAGCCCCUCCUAUCAAACAUUGUUGCUCUUGUUACGGACAGAGUGGCCUAUCGCAAAAAAUUAAUCCCUAAGCCGCUCAGUCGAAAGGUUGUGCGCGUUUAAACAGCUCGAGCACGCGCGAGCUGACAACUUUUUAUUGUAAAUAAAUUCCUGCAUACACUGA
Molecule: messenger RNA, 899 nt
Organism: Dermacentor andersoni
Lineage: Eukaryota; Metazoa; Arthropoda; Arachnida; Ixodida; Ixodidae
Source: RefSeq, a predicted model, not a curated record